This is a messenger RNA of Chelmon rostratus (copperband butterflyfish), 2253 nucleotides long. RefSeq names its product caspase a-like. Bases 391 to 1566 code for a protein of 391 amino acids. Gene Ontology annotation, biological process: proteolysis; regulation of apoptotic process. The record is from RefSeq and is a predicted model, not a curated record. The transcript has 8 exons. NCBI's taxonomy places the organism in Eukaryota, Metazoa, Chordata, Actinopteri, Chaetodontiformes, Chaetodontidae. Gene Ontology annotation, molecular function: cysteine-type endopeptidase activity.
AUUAGAAUCGUUUCAUUAUGUCACUUUAAAUUACAGCUGCUACACCUCUGUCAUAAAAAUACACGGAACUAUUUGGCCAAAUAAUUUUCUAGCAUGUAUAGCUCAGCCUGUAUGGCUCUCCACGGGAGGGGUCGUACAGGUCGUUUUCUUUCACGCUGGGCCGCCAUGUAUCAUUCAUAAUGAUAUCGGUCUGAUUUUUGAUAUGAUGAAAAAGGACUCACAUUGUAAUAACUGUCUAAUAAUCAUUGUAACAUUGUAACAAACACACAAUGAUGCCUGCACAUUAGACUGCUAAUUAGAAAGUUGUCUAACCGUAUUUAUCUGCAGGAAAAACAGGACCAGUUUUCUUCGCUUGGCAUUUUUGGGAUACGUGUUUUUCGCAGGACUGCAAUGUUGUAUAUGGACCUCAACAAGGUGAGGCGAGAGUUUGUGGAAAGGGUGUCAAGAGAAGUGAUCUGUCAGCUUCUGGACGACCUUUUGGACGACGGCGUGGUGAACGAUGGGGAGAAAGAGUCGAUCCUCGAGGACAACAGGAUCAGAGGUGACAGGGCCCGAGCUCUCAUUGACACGGUGAAGAGAAAAGGGGACGAAGCCAGCAGGAAGUUUAUGGCUCACCUUCAAGGCAGAGACCCUACGCUUUACUUUGCCCUGUGCCUGAUCUGUGGUCAGCCUGCUGAGACCCAGGCGGAGCCGGAAUGGUCGACCAGCCUCAUCCCCGCCACAGUCGAGUUCUGGAGGAAGACACAGAAUGACAAACAGGUUUACCCUGUGCCCCGAAAUUCCAUGAGGAAUCGUGUGGCCCUGCUGAUCACCAAUAUUGAGUUUACUAAUGAGCAGUUCAACAGAAAUGGGGCCGAGAAAGACGAGGAGAACAUGGUGAAGCUGCUCACAUCUCUGAGUUACGAGGUCGUGAAACACACAAACCUCACAGGAAAGGCAAUCGACGCGGCUAUGAUCGAGUUCUCCAAACACCCAAAACUCAAAGAGACAGACAGCGUGCUGGUGGUCAUCAUGUCUCACGGCAAACUGGGAGCCGUCCUUGGCGUCGACUUCAAAAAUGAGACAUCAGGUGACGAGGAACCAGAUGAGUUCCCCAUCAACAACAUUUACAAACACCUGGGCUCAGAGAAAUGUCCGGCACUGCUGAACAAACCCAAGAUCAUCAUCAUCCAGGCCUGCAGAGGAGUGGAGCGAGGAUCAGUACUUGUUUGCGACGAUGCAAACUCAGCUGUGCUCUGCGAUGUCGUGGAGCAGUCAUCCCCGUCCACUGGCGGAGAAGAUAUAGAGGACGAUACCCUGAAAUGUGUCCACAAAGAAAAAGACUUCCUUUCUCUUCUUUCCUGCACCCCCGAUACUGUCUCAUACAGACAAAGAGAUCGUGGGUCUUUUCUCAUCCAGUAUAUUGUCGAGGUAUUUAACACCUUCGCACAUAAGGAUGACAUUGAAGAACUUUUCAGAAAAGUCAUGCAGCGCUUUGAGGACUUCGCCAUCCAGAACAGACGACAGAUGCCGACCAAAGAGAGAUGCACUCUAACAAAGCGCUUCUUCUUCUUUCCAGGCAUCUGAGACAGGAUUCGCUGUUGUGUAGCUACAUUCCAGAUUAUGCUUUAAUGCUUUCUGAGGUGUUUGUUGGUGGACUGAUAAAAGUAAUGGCCCUGACAGUCAGGGGACCCCUGUGUUAUGGUUCUGGUGGUCAGUUUUGUUUUUUCCUGUCUUAUGUUGAAAGUGUCAUCUUUUGCCUUACUUCCUGUGUUUUGUAGUUGUUGAUUCGUUUCUCCUGUCCCUCAUUAGUCCUCCCUCCCCAGUGUAUUUAAGCCAGUGUUUUCUCAGUGCCUUCUUCACCAUUCCCGUGUGCCUUUUGUUUUUUUGCCUUUCCUGUUAAUAACUUGUUUUGAACUGCGCCUGCUUCAACCCCUCACUUCCUUGUUUUCCCCAUCUGCAAAAUGGUGACAACCUGGGCCAGAGCAAAGAGAUGCAACACACGACCUCGUCAAUUGUAGUCAUUUUAUGUCUUUGGUGUUUUGCUCCUUUGUAGAGGAGGGGUGGGGGUCCUUUUAUAUGUGUAUGUCCAGUGACAAAUUGUUUUAUAAGCCGUCCAUAAUCAAAAUGAACUUUGUUUUAUAUGUACUUAAAUCAUUGCAUUUAUACUUUUAUACAUAACUGACAGUGUGUAAGGCUUUGACUUAAUGGAGCACUUUUAUAUUAUAUUUUAUAUUCAAAUAUUAUUGAUAUUAAAUGAUUCUGUGCAUCAGG